AUGCCCACGAAAAGAGUCCGUGAGAGCGAGCGGCGUAGAUGCGUCAAGGCCUGCGGGAAUUGCAAGCGGCGCAAGGAACGCUGCGAUGGACAACAACCCUGUCGGAGGUGCGUAAUCCGCAGAGUCGAAGUCGACUGCACCUUCAUCGGCCCGCGGACGAACUUUGCCGCUGCGGAGGGCUCGUCGUCAUCCGUGAGAAGUCCUGGUGGCCAUCAGGUUUCCGUUCCUCCUCAUCACCAAAGAAGCCCGUCCGGCGGUCAGGACCACCUCUUCAGCUCAUAUGAACCGCCCGCCUCCUUUCACGGAGCCGUCAUUUCACCAAAUUACCAGCAGCAGCCGCAUAGGCGCGCGUCGUCGUCCAUCAGCCACCUCUCGCAGAGCACUGCGGUACCACAGAUAUCGCGACUCAUCGCAGAUGGCAAGGGCCGGUUCAUGUUCAUUGGCGAUGCAGCCAAUUUGGCAUUCCUGAAAGUGAUCCGUCGACUUGUACGCGAACGCAUCGGCUUGUGUCCCUUCACCGAUGAUCCUUUGCGCCACGUCAUGGUCGAGGCGACUCCUGAAGGUCGCCCGAAAUGGAUCAUCACGAACCCCGCCGAUAUCCCCUCAAAACCUAGCAAUGAACAAGCAAGAUAUCUUUUACGGUGGUAUCUACGCGCGACGAAUUGCAUUCUCGAAGUUUUUAAUGAGUCUGAAAUCUCAAAGGACCUUGAACAUUGGCUGCGUGGAGAGCCGACAAGCCAAGAUGAGGAAGUCAUGAAUUGCAUCUUCUUUCUGAUAUUCGGCAUCGGAGCACAACGGUGCCCAGAUGAUCGGGACGCUGAUGCUGAGAAGUAUUUCGACUAUGGUCGAUUUUUGGCAGUAUCCUAUGCAAUGGAGAAUCCAACAAACAACACGGUGCGCAGCUACCUACUCAUCACCGUCUACCUUCUCGGCGCAUCGAGACGCAACUCAGCCUUCAUGCACCUGGGCGUUGCUGUCCGUGCCGCCUACGCACUAGGGAUUCACAGGCGAGACGUGCCAGCACUAUUUUCGACGCAAGAGCAAGACACCCGGGAUCGACUGUGGAAAGCUCUUCGGGUUCUGGAUCUGUUCUUAGCCGCCUCGCUAGGUCGCCCGUUGGCAACAUCUGAGACCCGGGAUACAGCGGCGAGCGAGAACUACUCGGCUUCACUGGAUCUUUGUGCCAUCUUUGAGUCCAUCUUGAACGAUGUCUACGCCAAGCGUAUGGUCUCGACAGAAAAGCUCGAGCGCAUCAGCGAGCAGCAUCGUCGAUGGGCCGCGAGGUUCAGUGAUGGUCUCGCAGCUGACAGUAUGAAGCCCAGCAAGUAUGUCGACGCCGACGAUGGUGAGAGGUAUCCAAACAUUGGGCUUUACCACAUGAAAGAGGCAUACUACUGGAGUAUCAUGCUUCUAUCACGGCCUUUUCUCAUCGACUUUGUCUCCAGAAACAUUGCCCGCUCCCGGACGGUGCCAAUGUGGACAGAGGAAACUCCAACAACAUCGCCAUCUGAUCAACUAUUGGUGCACGCUUGCGUAGACUCUGCGAUACGAACCAUUGACCUCCUAUCGACACUGAUAGAGGAUAAGAACGUUGCGAAACGACACCCCUUUGUUAUCAACUCCGUCUUUGUCUCCGCACUAGUCCUUGGCCUAGCUGUCUUUGGGGAUCUGGACAGCACGUUCCCGUUAGACCACGGCUUAAAAGAUGCGCAAGCGCUUUUGAAAAAAUUUAGCAAACACGAUCCCGUCGCGAGCAGAGAGCUGUCCAUUGUCGAGCAUCUCCAGAGCGCUUGUGUCCUGUACCGAGAGCGGAGAGCCCGUCGGAAAAUGGAGUGUCAGGGGGUGCUCAUCGGCGAGCUCUUUGGGAGCGUCCACGAGGGCGGUCCGCUGUCAGCGGAGGCGUCGAAGCUUGGCUCGAGUGCUGUUCACCGUGAUAUUCGGUACUUUGGUAACCAUCGGCAUUUGAGCACGUCGGAAGCCGGGGAGAUUAAUAGCCUGGAUCAAAGUUUAUCACUUACCACGGGGAGCCAUGAUGGGCCGCAGGUUAUGGGCAGCGAGACUGGCCGGGGCUCGAAUGUGAUCCAGGAACUCACGCCGUCGACUGAUAUCCUGCUUCCGAUGUCGCCAAGAACGCUGCUGUUUGAUUCUUAUGGGCAAGAUAUGCCUUUCUUUCCGACCAUGGAUGCCAGCAUGGCCCACUUGGGAUACACGGAUGAGAUGAUGCUGGCUGGUGCUGGGUCUCUGAUGGAGCCCCCAUGUUAG
Molecule: messenger RNA, 2262 nt
Organism: Colletotrichum orchidophilum
Lineage: Eukaryota; Fungi; Ascomycota; Sordariomycetes; Glomerellales; Glomerellaceae
Product: fungal specific transcription factor domain-containing protein
Exons: 1
Coding region: 1-2262 (753 amino acids)
Biological process (GO): DNA-templated transcription; positive regulation of transcription from RNA polymerase II promoter by galactose
Cellular component (GO): nucleus
Molecular function (GO): RNA polymerase II cis-regulatory region sequence-specific DNA binding; zinc ion binding; DNA-binding transcription factor activity, RNA polymerase II-specific
Source: RefSeq, a predicted model, not a curated record